Poeciliopsis prolifica (blackstripe livebearer) is the source of this 895-nucleotide messenger RNA. Its product is annotated as multimerin-2-like. Gene Ontology annotation, molecular function: protein binding. Lineage: Eukaryota; Metazoa; Chordata; Actinopteri; Cyprinodontiformes; Poeciliidae. Bases 21 to 854 code for a protein of 277 amino acids. The record is from RefSeq and is a predicted model, not a curated record. The transcript is spliced from 6 exons.
CAGAGAGACUGAAAGUAAAGAUGGAGAUGACAAAAUUUUUUCCUGCAUUGUUUCUGAUCUGCUCUCUCUCCAUGGCUCAGCUCCAAGCUGCAGACGAUAAUGAAAUUAUUUCACAUUUAAGGCGAACAGAAUCAGACGCAGCAGAUGCAGGGAAUCUCUCAGACAAUCAACAAACUUGUGCACAGGACAUCAAUGCAGUGCUGAGAGAGAUGAGCGCCUCAUUGGCUGGACUGAAGGUAGAGAUGAGGUACCUACAGAGAGAUAAUGAAGCCAAGACAAAAGAACUGGACUUGCUAAAACAACAGUACCAAGAGCAAGUGACAAAAGUGAUAAAUCUGGAGCAGCAGCACCAAGCUCAAAUAGGAGAACUGAUCAGCAUUAAAGCCAGAACAAACAACACUGAGAACCAAGUGGAGGAUCUGAAGAGAGAAAGAGAAGUGAAACAAGUGGCUUUCUCAGCUUCCUUGCUGGCAUCAGGUUCUGGAUAUACUGGACCAUUUAACACACAAACACCUCUAGUCUUCAGACGUGUUGUUACAAAUAUUGGAAAUGCCUACAACCCAAACACAGGUAUUUUUAUUGCACCGGUGAGAGGAGUCUAUCACUUUGAGUUCCACUUACAUGGAGGUGGACAUGCAUCACCUGGGACAGGUGCCAUUUUGGUCAAGAAUGGAGACAUUAUCUUCAGUGCAUUUGCACAUCAGCCUUCCUACGAUGUUAACCCAUCUAAUGGUGCCACAUUGCUGCUAGAAACUGGAGAUGUUGUGUUUUUGCGUCAGUGGCAAAACACAAGGAUUUAUGACAACCAAAAUCAUCACACCACCUUCAGUGGACACUUGGUUUUCACUGUGUGAGCAGAAAGCAGUUCAAAUGUUAUUUCUGCCUCAGAAGUGAA